This is a messenger RNA of Teleopsis dalmanni, 735 nucleotides long. RefSeq names its product odorant receptor 59a-like. Bases 1 to 735 code for a protein of 244 amino acids. NCBI's taxonomy places the organism in Eukaryota, Metazoa, Arthropoda, Insecta, Diptera, Diopsidae. Gene Ontology annotation, molecular function: odorant binding; olfactory receptor activity. The transcript has a single exon. The record is from RefSeq and is a predicted model, not a curated record. Gene Ontology annotation, biological process: sensory perception of smell. Gene Ontology annotation, cellular component: membrane.
AUGGCCGUUCUGGAUAGUACACGAUUCUUUCGAUUGUCUUAUACAUUUUGGACACUACUUGGCAUAAAUAAUAAUCAAACUGGAUGGAAGAAACUGUAUUGGAUUUAUGGCAUAUUAAUUAAUUUAUUUUUUCCUAUCAGUUUUUGCUGCAGUCUAUUCGUUGGACUUCUACAACCCCAGACGUUUCAAGAAAAAUUGGAAUCUGUUGUCGUUUUCAUCUCAGCAUUAUCCUGUUGUGCGCAAUUCCUAAUUUAUGCAUUGAAAAUUAAGGACAUAAAGGAAGUUGAUCAUAUAUUAAGAAAACUGGAUGAAAGAAUUUUGUGCAAUGAAGAAAUAAAUAUAUUUGAAGAAAUGAGUAGUGACAUACAAAAUAUGACUCAAUUCUUUGGGUGGAGCUAUUUGGCGGUUGGUGUUAUGGCGAUACUAUCCGGCAUUUCUAAUAUGUUUCAGUCACAACAUAGAUUGCUGUAUUCUGCUUGGCUUCCAUUUGAUUGGCACAAUUCGGCAUUGGCAUUUUGCAUUGCAGGCUCUUUUCAAUUACUGGCACUGUUUUUUUGUAUAGCUCAAAAUUUUGCAGAUGAUUCAUUCCCUCCGAUAUCUUUGAGAUUAUUGACAGGACAUUUAAGUUGCUUGGAAUUCCGUAUAUCAACCAUAGGUCAUCGAAGUUUUGAUCACCCUUACAGAAUAGUGACGCUGCAACUUUCUAUACAAGAUCAACUGGCCUUAUAUGAGUAA